Messenger RNA from Sphaeramia orbicularis (orbiculate cardinalfish), 3118 nucleotides. It is a transcript of the gene cishb, whose product is annotated as cytokine inducible SH2-containing protein b. Gene Ontology annotation, biological process: intracellular signal transduction; phosphatidylinositol phosphate biosynthetic process. Gene Ontology annotation, molecular function: 1-phosphatidylinositol-3-kinase regulator activity. The transcript is spliced from 3 exons. NCBI's taxonomy places the organism in Eukaryota, Metazoa, Chordata, Actinopteri, Kurtiformes, Apogonidae. The record is from RefSeq and is a predicted model, not a curated record. Bases 392 to 1042 code for a protein of 216 amino acids. Gene Ontology annotation, cellular component: phosphatidylinositol 3-kinase complex.
AGCCUCUGGCAGCAGACUGUCUGUCAGUGCGGGCGCUGAAACAUAAAACCUUUCUUGGAAACAGAUUCCCGGAAUAUCCGUCAGUCAAACUAGAGCUGUUUCUGUGCACCAGUUUACUGAAUAAAGAGCAGCAGCUCCGCUCCUCCGACACAUUUUACUGAACACAACUAGACUUGUGCAUGAACUGGAAAUUCUGCCUCAUUUUCAUCACUUUGUCAUGACAACGGAUAGGCUUUUUUGCUUUUAUUCGACACUAUUCAGCAUUUGAGAAUUAAUUAUUUACUGCGAGACCCCCAGGUUUUCCGUCUGCACUUCUUCUCCAGCUGGAAAAUAAACCGGACGUAUUCCAUAUGAUUUUUCUGGAUCUAAGCAGGGCUGUUGUUGAUCAGAAAUGGUUGCACGAGCAGUAACCGUUUUCCAUCAUGAAGAGCGAGGAGCUUCCUGUCACCCACAUCCUUCUCCUCCACCCUGGGACCCAGCACAGGACCUCUGCUGCAUCACCACCAACUUCCAGUAUCUGCAGACCUCAGGAUGGUACUGGGGUUCCAUCUCAGCGGGCGAGGCUCGAGAUGCUCUCCUGACAAAAGCUGAAGGAACGUUCCUGGUCCGGGACAGUAGUCAUCCUCAGUACAUACUGGCUCUGUCUGUGAAGACCCGCUUUGGACCCACCAGCAUUCGCAUAGAGUACAGCAGAGGAUCCUUCUGGUUGGACUCUAUUUCCCCUGGAGCUUCUCAUCUCCAAGCCUUCCCAGAUGUUCUCAGCCUCAUUCAGCACUACACAGACUCUGAUAUCAGGUCAUCGGACCAGAGAGCCAACGAGGACAGUAUUCAGCACAAAUCAAAUCCUGACCCUGCCCAGUCCUCAGCUAAGGACGGUGGAGUUCCUCUAAAGCUGAAGCUCCCUUUGCACAAACCUGAGGCCUUCCCUUCUUUGCAGCACAUUACACGUCUCACCAUCAACAGACACACAAACUGCCCUGACCAGCUGCCACUCCCAAAGCCGCUGCUUCACUACCUGCAGGACUACCCGUUUCACAUAUGAGGGUCUUCAUCCCUCAGGACUCACAUGGGUGAGGGUCACACUCCAUGACUAUACACACCACUCAACAGAGAACAGUGCAGAUGGAGAAUGUUGCCAUUACUUUUCUAAAUAUCAGUGGAUCCUACCACUCAGUCUUCCUACCGUGAUGCUGCUGGUCUCCAUAAUAUAAUAUUGUUUAAUAAUUUUGUUAUGACUUUUUAAAGGUCUGUGUGUAAUAAUUAGUAGUGAAAUUGCAGGUUACAACCAACUGAAACCCACCUACACAAAAUACGUAUUGCAAAUUUUUAGACAAUUGGGAACAUUCAGUGCAAACUGAUGUUACUUUCCAUCCAGUGGUAUUACAUGAAUAUUAACCCAUAAAGACUUAGAGCUAUUUUUGUGUUGAAUGAAUUUUUCUCUACAUUUGAUCAUUUCCAAGUGAUUUAUUGCCAUACUUUACAAUAUUCUCCUUGCAUUUUUGAAGUGAAUAUCAGGUAGUUUUUUGUAUUUAAUUUACUGACAAUGUAGAUGUUCAUAAAAACUUGGUAAAUUCAAAGGUUAUUAUGUCAAAAAGAAGAAACUUUUUAGAAAACAUGACAUUUUCAGCAAAAUAUAUAAUGAACUUUACAUUUAAAAAAAAAAAGCAUCUACAACCGUUGUCAUUUGACAAACUAUAUUCGUUUGUCGUCAUGGUUUUGCCCAUUAGUUGUGGUGUGUUAUACAGUAACAUGCAACCUGAACCUUUGAUUGAGGAACUGACAGACUAACAUAUUUGGAGAAAAAUCUGAAGCUGGCUUUAUCUUUUAUGUCACGAACCGCUGGUCUGGAUCAUGUAACCUCAAAGGCUUUUGUCAUUUCUGCAGCUCUGCAUUCAGUACAUUGUGGCAUUUUCCUAUAGUAAUGUAGAAUUUAUGUUCACUGAAUGUUUCAGUUUCCUUAAUGAGCCACACAUGCAGUCCUUUUUCACAUUUACUUUUUACUGAUAAAUAAUUUUUCCUCUGCUAUCAAGAGUUUAAACUUUUUUGGAGGCAACAUUUCCAGUCUUUUUAAAAUGUUCAAACAACUGCAUGAAAAUAUUUUUUGUCUGUUCCAUUUUUUAGUUAUGGGAAUUAUAAUUUCAGUCAUAGUAGCUUAUUGUAAUACACCUUAAUGCUGAAUCCACCCACCAUAAAAUAGGAAUAAGACGAAGAGGACUCCUUUCAGACCAUCUAUAGAAACACACUGGUUCAACAUGGCAAAAAUGUUGCCUUGCAACAAAAGCAAUUUUCAUUUUCAUAUAAAAAAUGAAAACAUACAGUAUUUAUGAAUAUUCUAUUCUAUUUAUACACCUAGAUUGCCCUUAAUCCCCUUGAGUGUUACAUAUUGGACCUUUCAACUGUUCAGAGUUUGUAAAAUGCCAACAUCUGUUUUAUUUCUUUUUUGUUGCCCCCAUUUAACCCCAGUAACAAGCAAGGAUAUUGGUUUUUGCAUGUUCAGGGGCCCCAAAGGUUUUUACAUAUUUCAGCAACUACUUAUCAAUAAUAAAUCAGAUAAGAAUAGAGCAACAUUAGAAAUAAUGUUGUGUUCAGAGCUCUAUUUAUGCUUGGUUUAGAGUCAUGAACUUAGAACAGGGUGAAGAGUGUUUAACAAUGCAAGUUAAUUCAAUCAUCAUUAAAUAAUGAACCUGAUGACCUGUGGUUAAUUCACAUAUAUAAGAUAUCAUAAGAGUUGCAAAGGUCUAGGCCACAGUGUUUUCAUCACAACAUCUCAAAAGACGUGUUGACGCCAUAUAUGAUCAGUCAGUUUGGUUCUGGCUGUAGUGACUCUACCUGCUUUUUUGUGUUGAUUCAACAUGUUCAAAGCCAAUUACAAUAUGAUUAAGAUUCUGAACAUUUGAAUCUGGUUUGUUGUAAUUAUUAUUAUUGAGGUUAAACUUGACAUGUGGACCCAUAAUUAUAAAGAUAACAUGAAGAAGAAGUGCAUUGUGUUUAUUCUGUUUUCUAAAUAAUGAAUAAUUAUCCCAUGUAAGAUAUCUGUAAUUCAAAGAUGUGAAACAUACAAAAAAUAAUUACAUUUAUGAAUACUUUGUGGAAAACCAUUAAAGGAAAUUUAUUCUCA